AUGUGGAAAAGCAAGAUGCCUCUGGACAUAGUUGGCAACCAGAAGGGAAAGUCAUGUCACAGCCAAUCUGAAACUAAUCUGAUUGUGACUCAUAACAGAUUAGCAGAGCAGACAGGAAAAUCCAUAGAAUUAGAAAGUCAGAGUAGUCCUUACUUGGGAGGUAGUGGACGGGCACCUCGCCAGCCACACGUGCCUGAGUGGAAAAGAAAAAAACACUUCGCCAACCUGCUAUCCCAAAUGGAACACGCCAUGGAAACCAUGAUGUCUACGUUUCACAAAUUUGCCAGGUACAAAAGCUACUUAACGAAGGAGGACCUUCGAGUGCUCAUGGAAAAGGACUUCCCUGGGUUUUUGGAAAAUCAAAAUGACCCUCUGGCUGUGGACAAAAUCAUGAUGGACCUGGACGAGUGCCGAGAUGGCAAAGUGGGCUUCCAGAGCUUCUUCUCACUGAUCACAGGCCUCACCAUUGCGUUCAAUGAUUAUUUUGUAGUAAACAUGAAGCAGAAGGGAAAGAAGUAG
Molecule: messenger RNA, 519 nt
Organism: Fukomys damarensis (Damara mole-rat)
Lineage: Eukaryota; Metazoa; Chordata; Mammalia; Rodentia; Bathyergidae
Product: protein S100-A10-like
Exons: 2
Coding region: 1-519 (172 amino acids)
Cellular component (GO): cytoplasm
Molecular function (GO): transmembrane transporter binding
Source: RefSeq, a predicted model, not a curated record